Molecule: messenger RNA, 6097 nt
Organism: Synchiropus splendidus (mandarinfish)
Lineage: Eukaryota; Metazoa; Chordata; Actinopteri; Syngnathiformes; Callionymidae
Gene: arhgap20
Product: Rho GTPase activating protein 20
Exons: 15
Coding region: 209-3556 (1115 amino acids)
Biological process (GO): signal transduction; regulation of Rho protein signal transduction
Molecular function (GO): GTPase activator activity
Source: RefSeq, a predicted model, not a curated record
CCCGACUCUCAGGCGUAGCCCAGACUCUCAGAGAGACGGUCGUGGCAGAUCGUCCUCACAGGCUUCCUCUGUGAUCUCCCUUAGCUGUCAUGGAUCGCGCCCGGGCUCGGCUGCAGCUCUGUACGGGCUAGUGUCGGAACUUUACCCUCCGUACCAUGGGAACACAUGACUCCCGGUGCGCUCGGCCCGGUGGAUUUAUUUGGUGUUGAUGGAAAGCAUGUCACCUCAGCAAGGCAAUAUGGGACAGAACCGAACCGACUCUCUGGCUGGCGAGAGCAAGACACCUCCAGACAACAAAAAGAAGAUGAAGACGCUGGCCCAGAGACGGCAGUCAGCUCCCUCACUGGUCAUCAGUAAAGCACUUACCAGGUCUAAAAGCACAUCCAGGGAAUGCUGCCUGUCGCCGGCUGUCAACCCAGAGUCGUGUCAGCUUGUCCAGGCCUUCCUGGCCGAGUGUCCUGGCCGACUCUUCCUUGGUCACGCACAGGUGCAACUCAAGACCGGCCUCCAGACCCAGGAGAGGCACCUCUUCCUCUUCACCGACAUUCUACUCGUCACAAAGGCCAAGUCUUCGACUAAUUUUAAGGUGAAGGCUCAGGUGCGUGUGUGUGAGAUGUGGACGGCAAACUGCAUGGAGGAGGUAUGUGAAGGAAGCACCAGCACCGAGAGGAGUUUCGUCAUGGGCUGGCCAACAUGCAACUGCGUGGUCACUUUCAGCUCCGAAGAGCAGAAGGAGAAGUGGCUGUCCUUGAUCAGAAGGCAGCUCAACGAGGGGAAGGAGAAUGACGACCCCAAAACCAUCCCGCUGAAGAUAUUUGCUAAGGACAUUGGAAAUUGUGCUUAUGCCAAGACGCUGGCUGUCAACAACGCAGACACGACAGCAGACGUCAUCCGCAUGGCUCUCCUGCAGUUUGGCAUAUCAGGUUGUGUUAAAGACUACCGGUUGUGGGUGAACUCUAGCAAGGAUGAGCCUCCUUACCCACUCAUUGGUCACGAGUUUCCCUUCAGCAUAAAGAUGAGCCACAUCCGAGACAGUGGGAGCGCCGGCGCUGGCUUUGGAGGAGCUGGCUGUGACCAGGUCACUCCCACUGACUGUCCUGGGGUCCUGCUGCUGGACCAGUGUCUCCCUCCGGACACACAGUGUCAGUUCAUUCUCAAGUCCAGCAAGGCUGAUCCUGGGCAGACCGCCCUCAUAGAGCCGGGUCAGCAGAAGACUUUCAAGAGGAAGCGGUCACUGAUCAACUGGCCUUUCUGGAAAGGCUCAAACAGCCAGCUGGACGGUCUGCCACUGUCCCCCACAUCGCUCUCUCCGACGCUGGGCCAGCUGUUCGGAAGACCUCUAAGCUCCCUGUGCUCUGAAAACACCGCCUUGCCCAAGCCUGUAAUGGACAUGUUGGUGUUCCUGUAUAUGGAAGGACCGUACACGAGUGGUGUCUUCAGAAGGUCUGCAGGGGCCAAAGCCUGCCGGGAGCUGCGUGACAGACUUGACACAGGAGUGGAGGAUCCAGAGAUCACACACCAGUCUGUGUUCGUCAUUGCUGCUGUCCUGAAGGACUUCUUGCGUAGCAUCCCUGGCAGUCUGCUGUGCUCGGAUCUCUACGAUCAGUGGAUGAAUGUGAUGGAGGUGGACGGAGGUGAGGACAGGACUCAAGCUGUUCACAGGUUGCUCCGCCUCCUUCCCAGCGAGAACCUUCAGCUGCUACGGCAUGUCAUCUCAGUGCUGCACAGUAUCCAUGGCAACGCCCUCGACAACCAGAUGAAUGCAUUCAACUUGUCUGUCUGCAUUGCUCCCAGCAUGCUUUGGGCUCCUGUGCCCAGCACGCUCGAGAUGGAGGGUGAAGGCACCAAAAAGGUGUGCGAGCUGGUCCGCUUCCUCAUCGAGGAGUGCAGCAGCCUUCUGGGCGAAGACGUCACCUCACUGUUUAAGGCCCACAGUCCUAAGAGCAGCAACAGUGACCACGGAUCAGAUGCAUCAUCGUUCCAGAUGAAUGAUUCUUCCUAUGACAGCUUGGAGAACGAGCUGAACGAUGACCCGGAGUCGCCCUACCAGGAACAGCCGUCUCUGCUCGAUAAGGCAGACAGCCGCAGCUUUGACUCAGUCUCAGAUCCUGAGACAGAGCUUCUGCAGCUCCCUCCUCUGGCAAGACCCAGAAGGUUCAACCCUGCAGUACGGCAGGCUCGUGGCCGCCAGUCGCAUAGCUUGUCCCAGGGUCCCAGAAGGCUGAGGAGAAGUUCUGAACCAGCGUUAGAGGUUACCAGCUCUCCACCUUCUGGCACAAAGACAGUUGACAAACAUUGUGCGUCACAGAGGAAAGCAAGUUACGAUGCUGCCAUUGAGGGUGAAGGAGAGGAACAGGAGGAUGAGGUAUUUCUAACAAAGGGGAUGGAUGCUCUUCAGGUCAAGGAGAACGUUAAUGGACACAAAACUGGGCUGUCCAAGGUGAUAAAUGGUGGACGAAGGAAACUGAAGCACGCACCUCCACCGCCACUGCGACUGGAUGCCAGUUGUUCCAGCCUGUCGUCCCCUGCAACGUCCCCUACAGGCUCCUCCCUAAGCUCUUUAGACUCGGCCUUCUCGCAGUACUCCAAUGAUUGCACCUCCAAUGGAGGGCAUUCAUCAGGUGACACAGCAUAUCUGCAUUCUGGACAAGCCCAUCUCUCUCCAAAAAGCUCUCCUCCGCUGAGGGAAGCAUUACGCUCUCAUCCGCCCCGGACCAACCAAGCUCCUUCCCACGGCGCACAUCCUAACACAUGGCUAACAAAAGAUCGUCGGCUGUCACUCAAGCAGUCAAAUGGAAAUGCAGCCGAGGAAAAGCGAAAAGGUUCCCCAAACAUAAAUGGCUGCAUCACCACAAAGGACACCUUGGACAUUAAUGGAAACUGCCAACGGAGGGCCAGCAGCCCCCCUUCCUACCAACAGGCCUUGCAGCAGCUACAGCAAAACCACUCCCCUUUCUACAGGGGUUUAGAGAAACCUCUGACAGUCAAAGAACUCAGGCUGCUUCACGAUCAAACCUGCCCUGCUAGACCGACCAAGAACUCUGAGCCUCACACAGAGAGUGAGAUCACACAGAAGCCAGUGCAACCUCCACGGGGUGUUUUUUAUGGACAAAACGCAACUACUCUGGUCCUGAAAAAACAGAAAUCGCAUUCUUUAACCCUGACUGUGGAGGGCUACAACGGAAGCAAGACCCUUCCUCGCUGUGCAUCUGAACCUACCAAGAUGGAGUUUGCCACUCAGCACUCCAAACCAUCCAAGAGCUGCACCUUGGACAGACCUCACACUUGUAAAAGACGUCAGUCGUCAGAUCUGGAUCCUGAUCUCACACACGCCUCCUUAGCUCCCCCUUUCUCCCUCUCGCCUUCUUCCACCAGGACUGUCACUGACUACUUUUCCUCACAGGGUAACAUAGACACAUCAACGUGCCUGCAGAGGAGUCAGGAGGUGGCACUGGCCAUAGUUCAGGGAAAAAGGGAGUGGCAGAGCCGGCAGUGCAGUGAGCCACGGGUGGAUGAAUUUGACAAGCUGUUUUUUGCUGAAGAGUCGUACGUGUAAAGAAGAAGUUUUACAGUACUUGUACUAUAACUUUGUACAGUCUGCCUUCAGGUUUACGUGUCUUAUUAUAAAUUUAGUGUUUAACAUUUCAACCUCCUGCCAGCCUCAGGAUGGAUUUGUUCCUCUUCCUCAUUAGCUCGUGACGUGGCAUUUGGCCACACUGUUUCUGUCCAACAUUACUUCACCCUACUUCCUUCCUAAAAGGAUUGAAUCCAUGACUUAAUCUGGUGGUUGUCAAACAACUUGGUCCUGAAGUUGUGCAGGAACAUAAGAAUGAGGGUUUGAUUAGUUCUGCGACUGUGUUUACAAGGUAUUGAGGCACUUCCUGCGGUUGGCGUUUUUAUGGAAACAAGCUCAUCCUGAUUUGUUUUGUACCAUUAAAGUAGCACAUGGCUGUGGUGGACGAAAACGUGUCAGGUUGUCAGUUCUAAUCCAGAUCAAAUGCUGCAUCAUAUUUUGUAAUGUUGCUGUGUGAUCAGGAUGGAACCACCGGUUGAGAAAAGACCAUAAAGAAACUGGGUUGUUUAUUUUCACCUGGACAUCUGGGCACCAGAACAGCCAGCUCUGUUGGCAAACCACAACAGUGUUCUGCCAAUUCGGACCUUAAAAAUACCAUGAGGUUCAUUUUGCAAUUGGAAUUUCAGAAAAUACCGUUUUCUUGUUGCAUGACACUCAUGGAGCUAUGCCAAGGGAAAGGCAUGUGACCUGUCAUCUGACCAGUAUGUGCUGAAUUGUAAUAAUAAUGUAAUGUAAGUUUUGAAAAAUAUUUUGUUAUUCACUGAUGUGUCAUUUUGCUUUCGUUCCCAUUUGCAAUGUCAACUAUGUGCAAUUAUGAGCUGAAUUUAAAUGUACAGGAAGUCGUCCUCUUUAUUAUUUCCCUCCGAAUUGGGAAGGAGCCAGGUCCAUGUGAGUGGUUAACCAGAGCAGGAUUGUGACUUUUAGGAGAACCCUGCUUCCUAGCACUUCUUUCUGUGGUGUGUGUGUUUGACCAUUUUACAUGUUAAUAUUUCCAUUACCAUGUUUUAGGUUUCAUAUGUACAUUCUCCAUAUUUAUGACACAGAUAUAUCAAAUACCAAAUAUAAUAUAAUAUCAACUAUCAAAGACAAAAAAAUCGAAGUGUAUUUUUGUACAUGCUGCUCCUGCUGCUGUCUUUAUAGAGAAGUAUAUUUGCUACAAACGCACCAUUUGUACAUUUGUGUACAUCUGUUGUCCCAUUAAAAGCAAAAUAUCAAUGAUUUAAUAAAUGUUCUUAAAAGUGUUCAUGAAGAUCUGUCUAUGUAAUCACUCCGUCCUUACCAACAUCGGCAUCAUAUGAACUGAAAACUGAAUAAUUAGCAGGUAGACUUAUACCAUGGGGCUGCACUCAGUGAGCUGUCUGUGGAACAAAUUGUGUGCAAGUAUCAAGCACACGGGGUGAUUAUGGGGUACCUCUCUUCAGCACACCUCAACCACCAUCAGGUUGGAUGGGAAGAGUUGGUGCAUAGCCAUUUCCUGACCCCUCCUGAACUGGGUUUAGCUCUGACCCCACUAGGAGAGUCACACGAUUGUCUUCAAGCCACUCCUUUGAUAAGCAGUAGGUUGUCCUGCCAAAAGAUGGACCGUCUCCCCACUGUGCCACUCUACACAUGGAUGAUGCUCAAAAGUUGUCAUCAAGUGAUGUUAAAUACACAAGGACAAUAUUUUUUGGUCAUUGAAGUUAUUCAUUAUUUAAGUGAUUUGAUUGCAUGUCGUUUUUUUUGUGCUCAUGCCUAAAGCAUGUGCAAGAGCGCAUCAUCAAUGACGGACCUGAACAUUACCUGGCGCGGGUGAACUUCCACUGCCGUCAAUGACAUCUAGCGGCGGCUUGUUUAAGCCAGUUGACUUAUGAGUAUAAACCAAAUUUAGAUAUUUACAGCUGGGAAGUUUUCCCUCUUCCUCACCUCAAGCGUUCCUGUGAAGCUGGAUUUACAGCCGGUGACUAUCAGUCCAACUGGAAGCAGAAACUGAGCAGUGCAGGGUCUCAGUUUGUUUAACAGACAGGGAAGUUGCCAUUACAAAACUAUCCACAUAUCUCCACAAGUGUAUCUGGUCUCCAGCAGCAUAUCACACUAAAAUAUACGUCUGAUGUGGCCUGACAGUCUGCAGGUUCCACUCAGAUGUAAGUUGCUCUGAUGAUGUAACAGAACCUUGUUGCAUAAGCGCUACAGCGUCUAUAAAACCAAGUCGGCCUGCUUUCCAGUUCAAUUUUUUGUUUAAUGAGAUUGUGGUUUGGUGUUUGUGAUGUUUCCAAGCAAAGAGUUGGUAGGGCUGCAGGCCUGGAGCCUUCACAUGCGCGCUAGCGUGGUCCAGUUUUAUUCAUUUACAUUCACUUGCCUUAUUGAAAUGACUAUGAAAAACAAUGUAAUGCUGCAAGGCGGGCUGUUUCCAUACUUCCAUGCUAAUUCAAUAACAGCAGGUUGUGCCUUUAUGUAAUUUAAUGGAGGGUCGUAGCACGUUCUGAAAAUGCAAGUGGAGGCGAAGUUUGUGUAACCCUGAACGCAGACGUGACUGAGGCUGCAACA